AUGGCUUCUCUGCUGGACAACAUAGCCAGACCUUCUGCUAUUGUUUUGCAGCUGUCUGCGGUGCUUGGUGUCAUUUUUGUGCUCCUGAAGGUGGCACAGUUCUACCAGGAGAGGAAGAAAAUCGCCAAAGCGAUGGAGGCGUUCCCUGGUCCCCCAAAACACUGGCUCUAUGGACACAAUCACCUGGUAGCUGCUGAUAAAAUAUUAGAACAGUUUGUGUCAUGGGCAGAAGAAUACCCCUAUGCCUUUGCCAGAUGGUUUGGACCAGUCAUGCCUGUUCUAGUAGUCCACCAUCCUGAGUAUGCCAAAACUGUACUUGGACAAACAGAUAGCAAGCCCAGCUUUCCCUACAAUUUCAUAGUUCCCUGGAUUGGGAAGGGGCUGUUGAUCUUGAAUGGAGCCAAAUGGUUCCAGCACCGGAAGAUGCUCACCCCAGCCUUUCACUAUGAUGUGCUGAAACCUUAUGUACACAUGGUGUCAGAUUCAGUCAAAGUGAUGCUGGAUAAGUGGGAAAAGAAGAGCACAGAGUCAGUAGAGAUCUUUCAGGAUGUUAGCUUGAUGACACUGGACAGCAUCAUGAAAUGUGCCUUCAGUUGUAAGAGCAACUGUCAGACUCAGAGCAACUCAGACUCUUACAUCCAAGCUGUUUUUGAUCUGAGCCGCCUCACGAGUGACAGGGUGCGGAAUUUCACUUACAAGGAUGUCUUCUAUGACCUGACUGGCAAGGGCCGUGAGUUUCAGGAGGCCUGCAAGGUGGCCCAUAUCCACACAGAUAAGGUCAUAAAAGAAAGAAAGAUGUUGCUCAGCAAUGAGAAGGAACUUGACAAGAUCCAGAAGAAGAGACACCUGGAUUUUCUGGACAUUCUUCUUUGUGUCAAGGAUGCAAAUGGAGUUGGGCUAUCCGAUGAGGAUCUGCGGGCCGAGGUGGACACAUUCAUGUUUGCUGGCCAUGAUACCACAGCCAGUGGGAUCUCCUGGCUCUUCUAUUGCCUGGCAAUGCAUCCAGAGUACCAGCAACAGUGCAAGCAGGAGAUCCAGGAGAUUUUGGGAGACCGCGAUACCGUGGAGUGGGAGGACCUUGGGAAGAUGACUUACUGCACAAUGUGCAUCAAAGAGAGCCUGCGCCUGUUCCCGCCGGUCCCUGCCGUCUCCCGGCACGUCUCCAAACCCCUCACGUUUUUCGACGGACGCAGCUUGCCAGCAGGCUGCCUGGCUUCUGUGAACAUUUUCAGCAUUCACAGGAACCGGGAUGUGUGGAAGGACCCCGAGGUUUAUGAUCCCCUGAGGUUUUCUCCAGAGAACUCAGCAGAGAGACAUUCCCAUGCUUUCCUGCCUUUCUCUGCUGGAUCCAGGAACUGCAUCGGGCAGCAGUUUGCCAUGAACGAGAUGAAAGUGGCUCUGGCCCUGACCCUGCUCCGCUUUGAGCUCCGUCCUGACGCGGCCAGGCCUCCCACGCUCAUACCACAGAUGAUCCUCAGGUCCAGCUGUGGGAUCCACCUGCGUCUGAAGAAGAUCUGCUGACCCUGUGGGGCACCGUGGUGAGAGGCAAGCACUUUUCAAGGACUAUGCUUCUCCCAGAAUUUUAAGAGGGUAACACCAAACAGCCUCACCCUGGCCACCUCAGACCUCUCUCACACUGAUUUCCCUCCAUGCUUGCCAGCCAGAGGGGCGUGCUGAGCCCCCUCAGACACACACACCCAACUCAGUAGGUCCAGGUCCCAUCUUUGCACAGGGAGCAACACUGCCAAGGGGGUUUUGCAACGUGGCUGUGUCUCAGCCUUCAUCCCCACGGGCAUCCUUGUGUGUCCUA
This is a messenger RNA of Dryobates pubescens (Downy woodpecker), 1810 nucleotides long. Its product is annotated as cytochrome P450 4A25. The record is from RefSeq and is a predicted model, not a curated record. The coding region runs from base 1 to 1521 and encodes 506 amino acids. Lineage: Eukaryota; Metazoa; Chordata; Aves; Piciformes; Picidae. Gene Ontology annotation, molecular function: iron ion binding; monooxygenase activity; heme binding. The transcript is spliced from 12 exons.